UUAAGACAAAUCACAUCAUAGGCCAUGGGGUCAAGCAAGUCGUCGUCCAACACAAUACCAAAACGCGGAAUGGGAUCUCCUCCCUCAAGAGCCCCAAGAGCCAGCCAAAGAGCCAGCCAACGCCCUUCGCCUUUGAAAGAAUGAAAGGAAGAAGGGAAGAAGAGCACUCCAUGUUUGAGACUAGCCAUGUGUUGGGGUCUCUCUUGGCAUCCUCCCCGCUGCUCACCCAAGCCUGGAGUCAGUGCAUGCGAGCCAACGCCGGCGGCUUGAGCUUUACGUUCGAGCAGUGCGGCGACACGGUCUACGUCGCAUUCUCCGGGAUCCAGAACGGCGUGCCGGUGACCAACAGCCCGGCCCCCAUCGGCGGCGGCGCGCACGGGCUCUUCUCGCCGCUGGUGGGUGGCGAGGGGGAUGGCAGCUGCAAGCCGGUGCUCGUCCAUGCCGCCAUCCUUCAUCUCUUUCUUGCUUUGUAUCACACAAAUGAAUUCCAGAUUCUGGCAGCAGAGAUCAAAAACAAAGCAGUAAUAUUCACAGGCCACUCCAUUGGAGGCUCCCUGGCUUCUCUCGUUGCCCUUCACUUCCUUUGCUCAUCAUCUUGCUCUAGCUAUCCAUCACCCUCUUCUCUCUUGUGCAUCACAUUCGGAAGCCCGUUGCUGGGGAACGAAGCUCUAUCCAAAGCUGUUCUGAGGGAGAGAUGGUGUGGUAACUUCUGCCAUGUCGUCACUCAGCACGACGUCGUACCGAGGCUCCUCUUUUGCCCCCUCAACUUGAUCCCUCCUCAGCUGGUCACCAACUUGCUGCAGUCAUGGCAGAUCUUGCUGCGGUAUCCUCAGUUUGCAAGGCCUGCGUCUGUAUUGUCUGAUGAAGAGAAGGCGCAGCUGCGCCUCCUUAUCUCCAUGCACAUCGAUGCAGCGGCAGUCGAGCAGCAGAUUUCUGCUGCAGAUCAGCAAAGGAGCCCAUAUCGGCCAUUCGGGAACUAUGCCUUGUGCUCCAUGGAAGGGGUUGUUUGCUUCGACAAUCCACUCACUGUGGUACGAAUGCUCUACUCGACUUUCAUGACAGGGUCUGCAAGCUCCAGCAUCGAGGAGGAGCAUCUCUCCUAUGGAGAUGUUGUGGCAAAAAUAUCGGAGAACUUACUGCUAAAGAAGAGAAUUGCCAUGGAAGAGGAGGCGACGAAGUCUAAUUUUUCUGCAGGAAUUUCGUUGGCGCUCGAGGCGCUGGGGAUCGGAAUCCAGGACAUGGGAGCUACGGAGGCGCGUGAAUGCUUGGAGAUGUCGAAGAGAAUGGGACGCAGUCCGAAUUUGAAUGGUGCCAAUCUAGCCAUUAAGCUUGGCAAGAUAACGCCAUGCCGCGCCCAGAUCGAAUGGUACAAGGCCUCCUGCGACGAUGACAUGGGCUACUACGACUCCUUCAAGCUGAGGAAGGCUUCGAGGAAGGACUCCAAAACGAACAUGAACAGGAUCAAGCUUGCCCAAUUCUGGGAUGAUCUCAUAGACAUGCUCCAAAACAACCAGCUGCCUCUUGACUUCCACAAGCGAGGCAAAUGGGUCAAUGCAGCUCACUUCUACAGGCUCCUCGUGGAGCCAUUGGAUAUUGCCGAGUACUACAGGGGCCGCACACACAAGGAGAAAGGCCACUACUUGACUCAUGGAAGGGAGAGGAGGUACGAGGUUUUUGAAAGGUGGUGGAGGGAUAGAAGCAAGGAUUCUAAUGAGGGAGAUAACUGGAAGAGGAGCAAGUUUGCAGGGUUGACGCAGGAUUCGUGCUUCUGGGCAAAGGUGGAAAUGGCAAAGGACUGGUUAGAGAAUGCUAGGACUGAGAGGGACCAUCAAAAACUAGCACAGCUUCUGGAGAACUUGAAAGCAUUCGAGUCUCAUGCAAAGCAAAUGGUUGAGAGGAAAGAGGUCUCCAUAGAUGUGUUGGCUCCGCGUUCCAGUUAUAGCUUGUGGGUGGAAGAAUGGAAGGUUCUGAAGUCGAACUUAGGCUUGCAAAUUUCACCCUGAUUUCUCCUUCUAGAUGUUAACUUAGCCAUGUUAACUUUGGAGAGUGCUAGCAUCAUGUCCUAAGGAAUUCUACCAUUGAACUAAGCUUUCUAUCAGAUAGACAUUUGGUAGGAUCUGUAGCUGGUUCCCAUGUACAGUUGUAAUUCUAGAUUAUAUAACAAAAUAAUAUUUAUGAUACAUCUCUUGAGCUGUA
Phoenix dactylifera (date palm) is the source of this 2196-nucleotide messenger RNA. RefSeq names its product lipase-like PAD4. NCBI's taxonomy places the organism in Eukaryota, Viridiplantae, Streptophyta, Magnoliopsida, Arecales, Arecaceae. Gene Ontology annotation, biological process: lipid metabolic process. The record is from RefSeq and is a predicted model, not a curated record.